Cuscuta campestris is the source of this 3100-nucleotide messenger RNA. NCBI's taxonomy places the organism in Eukaryota, Viridiplantae, Streptophyta, Magnoliopsida, Solanales, Convolvulaceae. The record is from the annotation of a GenBank genome assembly.
GCGUAAACUCUUCCGAUCACUCGAGGGGGCGGCGCCCAUUCCGCAGGCACAGAUGUUGAUGCGAGAUUUAGACGCGGGCAUGUUGAGGAAUGCUCACAUCCGUAGGAGGUUGGGAGCUAGCUCUACCGAGAGCAACGCUGCUUCUUCAUCUGCGCCCUCGACCUCAGGAGCAUCUUCGCAGGUCUCGUCUAGGAGAGCCACUCGUUGCCGUCCCACUUCUCAGGCUGCUCGAGCCACGACCCAGGCAGAUCCGACCCCUGAAUGGGCUAGGAGGAUCCUAGAGCAGCAGGAUACCAUCAUGCAGAGGAUGUCCGAAAUCGGACAGCAAGACGGCGAUAACCCGCCAGUUUACGGCGAACAACCGGUGAGGUCCAAGCUCUUCUCUGAUCUUUUCAAACAAUCACCUAAAACCAGCUCUCAGGCUAAUAAGAGUAUGUUCAAGGGCUGCCCGUCCAUAACCUUCUCUCAAGAAGAUGUCGACGGACUAACAACUCGCUUCAGGUAUGCUUUGAUCGUGAAGUUCAGGAGAAGACCCCCCCUUUUGGUCGUUAAGAACUUCUUGACUCGUUUGGGUUUCUCAGGGGGGUUCACAGUGGGCGAACUGUUUUCCAACAGCUUCCUCAUCAAUUUCGAGCAAGAUGAAGACUACCAGAGAUUCUUUUAUCGUAAGGUUUGGACCAUUGGUAAGGAUACCAUGUCUGUAACCAAAUGGUCUCCAACCUUAACACAAGAGGAAGACUCCCCCAUUGUUCUGGUCUGGAUCUCCAUUCCUCAUCUUCCAAUUCACCUUCAUGAACAAGCUGCUCUUUUCAGUAUUGCCUCCAUGUUGGGGACCCCUUUAAAGGUUGACAAUGCUACGCUCAACUUCACCAUACCCAAGUAUGCUAGGGUUUGUGUGGAACUUGACAUUUCCAGGACUCUCCACCAACGCAUUCUUGUCAAACAUGCUGAUGUUGAUCUCUUCUCCCAGGUUGUCUAUGAAGACCCCCCUCUUUUCUGUAAUUCUUGCCGGAAACUGGGUCACAACCAUCUGACCUGUAAACCGGUCACACAACCGGCGAAAAGGGAUAUUCCAGCCCCUAAAGUCCAGGAUAAUAACGACGACAAAGUCCAGCAGGGAUGGUCCAAGGUCACUCGGAAGGGCAAGGCUCCAGCUAUUCCUAGACAGGGGGAUAUUUCCAAACCUGUUCAUGUUUGGGCCCCAAAACCCACUAUAAGAGAAGAACAUGUAGAAACUUCCAAGACGGGUGCAAGAAGGAGGGCUCCAGUGUUUUUACCUUCCACCAAUGUUUUUUUUCUUGGACCCUUCUGGGUCUCUGGUCACACAAUUAACUCCUCUAAGAGCAGCAUCAUGGUUGGGAAGAAGUUUAAUACUAUGAGAAUUAGGGAGCUGGAACAACUCCUGACCAUGCCACACAGAAAGCUCCCUUUUAGCUACGUGGGUAGCCCUAUCCACUCUGGCAUCACAAGGAAACACCAUUGUACACUUCUCAUUUCUUCCUUUGACAAGAAACUCAAUGGAUGGUAUCAAAAAAACUUGGAUCAGGCAGGAAGAUUAAUCCUUAUUAAUCAUGUCCUCAAUAUCAUUCCUAACUACUUUUUGGCUGCAAACACUGUUCCUAAAUCCAUCAUCAACCUUCUUCAUCAAAAGAUGGCAAGGUUCUGGUGGGGUUGUGGCCAGAAGAAGCAUCAUUGGCUGAAGUGGGAAUCUCUUUCUUUACCAAAAGAGGAAGGUGGUAUUGGCACUAGAGACAUCCAAUCCUUGGAGGAGGCCUUUAGUCUCAAAUUAUGGUGGAAAUAUCCACAUAAUAACAGUCUCUGGGGGAGAUUCAUGAGGGCGAAAUAUCAUAGGCGGGGAGAGAUGGAAUGUCACUUGGUGGAUUCCCCUACCUGGACUAGGAUCACAAGGAUUAAUGUCAAAUCUCUCAAUCACUGCCAUACUACUGAGGAGGAAGCAUUUAUUUGGAAUGAGGACCCAUCUGGGCAGUUCACCCUUAAGAGUGCUUAUGAGGUUUGCAAGACUAAUUCUAGCCCUUCUCUUGGGUUUCAUAAUAUUUGGGAAUCCCCACAAAAGUCCAAAAUCAGCAUCUUUAUGUGGAAACUUUUACGCAAGUGCCUCCCGAUCCCUGAAAACCUUCAAAAGCUUGGUUUUGCUCUCCCUUAUGUUUGUCCUUUCUGCAUGAAUUCAAGCCUCAUAGCAAAACAUUCCCUGAUUGAUUGUGCUAAGAUCGUGGAUAUUCGGGGACAUUAUGCUAGAUGCUUAAACUUCCUCCACACAGAAUCAUCUACUAUCAACCAACACUUUAUGAACUGGUGGUUGAGGGACACACCUAACCUUUAUGGGCUACUGCGUAAACAUCUGCCAGGGAUAAUCACGUGGCACAUCUGGAAAAAGAUGAAUGAGAUCAUUUAUGGGAAAUGUUCUAAUUUUAGCACUUCAAGUCUUAUUCAUCAGAUUGAUUCGUAUACCAAACAAAGGUUGUCCAUCAAGACUCCCCGCAAACUUCACCAUUUUGACUCCUGGUUAUUCUCACAUAAUCUUAUACCCAGGUUCACAUCUCACAACUACGUUCGCAUGGUUAAAUGGAAGGCACCUCCUACGGGUAGGCUUAAACUCAAUGUUGAUGCCUCCUAUACCACAACACAUCAAAGAGGUGCAGCUAUAUUAAGAGAUGCAGAAGGAAGACUGGUCCGUGGGGCCUCCUUCAAACUACACUCUAGAAGUGCCUACCAAGCUGAAGUGGAUGCCGCUAAUAAAGCAAUUAGAUGGGCCCUUUUAAUUUCCAAUUCUCUGAUUUAUGAGACUGAUGCUAAGUCUAUUAUUUCCAGGAUUCCAUUGUUCAAUAAAAAUUCAGUUUCCUCUUUCCCAAUUGACGUUUUGGGUCAACUCAUCCUUCAAAAUGGAAUUCAAGUUUCUCACAUUUUACGGGAAGGGAACUCUGCUGCAGAUGGUCUCGCAAAGGUGGACAGGACUUUAGAUUCCCCUCUCAAGGAAUACUGGCAUAUCAACCUUUGCCCUGAUGUUGUUAAAAAUAUUUUGUACCAUGAUUGUAUCCCCUUGUUCCGUUUUCAUUAAUAAAACCUGAUUGCUUUGCCAUAU